Molecule: messenger RNA, 240 nt
Organism: Fusarium falciforme
Lineage: Eukaryota; Fungi; Ascomycota; Sordariomycetes; Hypocreales; Nectriaceae
Exons: 2
Coding region: 1-240 (79 amino acids)
Source: RefSeq, a predicted model, not a curated record
AUGAAGGUCACCGCCGUCUUCGUUGCCGCUCUCGCCACCCUCGGUGCUGCCUCUCCUCCUAAGGGCUGCACUCCCGGAACCUACUCUUGCACAUCCGACAAGAACGGCUGGCAGGUCUGCGAUGUCACCCGCAACUGGGUCUUCGCUGGUGCCUGCCCCCCCCACACCGGCUGCGUCUUCUACCAGCCCAGCAAGAGCCCUUACUGCGUCCCCCCCGGCUUCAAGUUCCCCCAGAACUAG